CCCACGCGGACAUGGUGUAGCCGCCGCCGCGCCGGACGCCGCCCCCCUGAGCCGCGGCCGCGAAGACGGGCCCGCCGCCGACGCCAUGAGUGAACAGAGUAUCUGUCAGGCGAGAGCUGCUGUGAUGGUUUACGACGAUGCCAACAAGAAGUGGGUGCCAGCUGGUGGCUCCACAGGGUUCAGCAGAGUCCACAUCUAUCACCACACAGGCAACAACACGUUCAGAGUGGUGGGCAGGAAGAUCCAGGACCACCAGGUCGUGAUAAAUUGUGCCAUUCCUAAAGGGUUGAAGUAUAAUCAAGCUACACAGACUUUCCACCAGUGGCGAGAUGCUAGACAGGUGUACGGCCUCAACUUUGGCAGCAAGGAGGAUGCCAAUGUCUUCGCAAGUGCCAUGAUGCAUGCCUUAGAAGUGCUGAAUUCACAGGAAGCAGUGUUCUAUUUAGGGCCAACAUUGCCUAGACAGAAUUCACAACUACCUGCUCAAGUUCAAAAUGGCCCAUCCCAAGAAGACUUGGAAAUUCAGAGAAGGCAACUGCAAGAACAACAACGACAAAAGGAGCUGGAGAGGGAACGGUUGGAGAGAGAGAGAAUGGAAAGGGAGCGCCUGGAGCGCGAGCAGCUGGAGCAGGAGCGCCUGGAGCGGGAGCGCCUGGAGCGCCUGGAGCGGGAGCGGCUGGAGCAGGAGCAGCUGGAGCGCGAGCAGUUCGAAUGGGAGCGCGAGCGCAGAGUCUCGGGUGCUGCUCCGUCUCCAGACAGCCCCCUGUGUAGCGCUCCACCUCCUGACUACCCCAGUUGCCAGCCUUCUCCAGCUCCUCCUCCACCACACGCCAAAGUCACCUCAGCUCCGGUGUCAGACGCCGCUCCUGACCACGCUGUCGUGGCAGCAUUGCCACCUGCUUCCACACCCCCUGCACCACCACUGCGACACUCAGCCACACGUUUUGCGACUUCUCUAGGCUCAGCCUUCCACCCUGUUCUCCCUCAUUAUGCUACAGUUCCUCGUCCUCUGAACAAAAACUCUCGGCCUUCCUCUCCUGUGAACACACCUUCUUCUCAGCCUCCAGCGGCAAAGCCCUGUGCCUGGUCCCCUUCUAGUUUCUCUCCCCUCCCCCCAUCUCCUCCAAUCAUGAUUAGCAGCCCCCCUGGCAAAGCUGCCGGUCCUCGGCCUGUCCUUCCCGUCUGUGUUUCUUCUCCUGCGCCCCAGAUGCCCCCGUCACCAACUGGGCUGCUGGACUCUGUGCCAUGCCCGGCGUCUCCACCACCUACCUCAGGGCCACCCCCACCACUGUCCCAUGGCGGAGCUUCAGCUGCCCCUCCCAGCACCCCCCUUGCCUCAGCCCCCUCAUCCAAGCCCAGUGUUCUCCCUUCUCCCUCUGCAGCUGCCCCUGCCUCUACGGAGACUCCUCUAAACUCUGUGCUGGGAGACUCCUCUGCUUCUGAGCCAGGCUUGCAGGCAGCCUCUCAGCCGGCCGAGACUCCACCCCUGCAGGGCGUCGUCUUGGCUCCUGCCCCGCCCCUCCCUGUGGCUGGAUUUUUGUCGGGACCUGUGCUGGAAGACCAUCGCCCUUUAACUGGACUUGCAGCUGCAAUUGCUGGAGCAAAACUGAGGAAAGUGUCACGGAUGGAGGAUGCCUCUUUCCCUAGUGGAGGGAGUACCAAUGCUGUGAACUCAGCCUCCUCCAAAGCCGACUCCAGUCGAGGGAACGGGCCCCUUCCUCUAGGGGGCAGCGGCUUAAUGGAAGAAAUGAGUGCCCUGCUGGCCAGGAGGAGAAGAAUUGCUGAAAAGGGAUCAACAAUAGAAGCAGAACAAAAAGAGGACAAAAGUGAAGAUGCUGAGCCUGUAACUUCAAAGGCCUCUUCAACAAGUACACCUGAACCAACCAGAAAGCCUUGGGAAAGAGCAAAUGCAGUGAAUGGCAGCAAGUCCCCUGUCAUCUCCAGACCAAAAUCCACUCCUUCAUCACAGCCCAGUGCCAAUGGCGUCCAGACGGAAGGGCUUGACUACGACAGGCUGAAGCAGGACAUUUUAGAUGAAAUGAGAAAAGAAUUGACAAAACUAAAGGAAGAGCUCAUUGAUGCAAUUAGGCAGGAACUGAGCAAGUCAAAUACUGCAUAGAAAACCAAAAGGAGAGAGAGAGAACUUUAAUCUAGAGAGGAAAAAAAAAUCCUACAAACAGUAACCUUUAGCAGCAAUCCCGUACAAUUCUGUGACUGUGAGAAGAAAAUGGAGACAAGCAGUCAGAGGAGGAAAGCAGCGUCCUCGGAAAGCCUCAGACAUUGUGAUUCUGUGAUCGCCGUCCCUCUCUGCCGGCUGCUUUUCUCUGACCUUUCCCACAGAAUGGAAGAGUGGUGGACAAGUUCCUCUAACGGUUGCACAGAAAAUACGAAGCCCAUCCAUCAGACAAGAACGCCGUGCAUUGAAAUAUUUUCAUGUUGAGAUAAAGCCGCACAUUUUAUACAGCCCAUUGCUAAAAUAAGGAGAAAGGCUUACGGAGUUCUUUUUCAGAAAGUAGUGAUGAAGAAUUUAGCAAGUUCUGCUGUUGUAUUGUAAAUGUUUCUCUCAGGUCUGUCUUCCUAUCAUAUUUGAUAUUCCAUGAUUAAUUGAGAUCAGCCUGUGUGUAGGUUAAGAUCAUAAAAUGUGAAACAAAUGGAAUUGUAUGUGCUUUCAAAGAACGACAUUUAUAAGAAAGUAUUCUAAAGAUGAUUGGUCCAGCUUAAGGAAUUUUAGAAUGAUAGGAAGUCUCUCGAGUUAGCCUUCAUGCAAUUUUGUAGUUUAAAACAUAAAAUUCGUCCAGAAUUUAAAGAUUUAGAUGCCUUCCUAAAUUGUUACAAUGCUUUACCAAAUCUAUGACUUCUACAUAACACAAACCAGUGGUCAAAAGGAAAACAAUAAUAUUGUAGAUUUACUGUAGGUUUUCAACCUUUUUUAGAUGUAUGCAUGUGGGCAUUUUUAUAAUGUAAUUCCAGUCACCACAAGGUUAGCUUUUUUAAUUGCAGACAGUAAUGCAUGUCACACUAAUAAGUAGUGGCUUUUUCGAGGCCUCGACCCAGGGAAAACAUUUUGUAGAGUAUAGGGAGUGGGAGGAAGGGAAGGAAUAACUUUUUAUUUAAAGUUAAUUUCUGCACUUUUUCUCAAUUACCUGCAUGAAUAGUGAUGAGAACUAUUUUGUGACUUUAAUUGGUAAAUAUGUUAACAAAACCAAGUACUUCUCUUCUGCAUCAUGUCUUUAGCUGUCUGUAUUCUAACCAGUAAUUCCAGCAGUCUGAAACAUGAAUCCGAGCUUCGUGUGGAUUGUAUCUUACCGUGGCACUCAGUCAGGUGUCACCGUCCCUGACAGUGACGCGGGAAUUCAGGCACACACAGUCUGGUGGGAGGGUGCUUUUGAAGUUCACGUUGAAAUACAAGAAAUGACAAUGAUGACAGCAGUUAACGUCACGGAAAUCACUGGGUAAAGGGAAACCGAGGCGAGGAGGCUGCAGUUUCAUUAAAGGGAGCCAGGCCUAGGUGGGAGGAGGAGCCAGACACUGUUUCCACCCUGUGUUGCGCGGGUGGCGUGCAUGAGUGUGCGUGCUGUGUGCAUGGUACACUCCCUUGCCUCCGAAACUAGUAAGAUUAAAAUGGGGGAGAAGUCCUUUAUGUUGCAGUGAUAUUUUUUAGAAAAUUUUAGGAAAUCAGAAAUUCUUCAGGCUCUCCAUCUUGAUUUAUGCUUGAGUUGUUACGUGCCAUAAUCGCUUUGAAAUCUUUGAUUAUUGGAACUUUUACUAAAAUUUUGGUGAAAUAAUCCACUUUCAUCUGCUUUCUAGAUUUUAUAAAUCCCAAGCCUAAGACAAAGCUUGUUGAUAGCAUUAUUUUCUAAAUGGUGCCCCUGUGCAGUCAUUUCCACUACAGAGAAGUUUGGAUGAGAGGAUUUUCUUCCCUGUUAAAAUAGUUUGUUCUGUAGAAGCUUCAUGUUGGAUGAAACUGUGAUGGGUGAGCUAUCGUAACACGAGCAUGCAGCUUUUCUAUCAAGUAUUCACUGUCAUGCAGUUGUAGUAAAGGCUUUACAGAUGCAGCAAGCUUAUGAAUUACUGUUCUCCAAAAGGAAUAGGAGGCAUUUUCAUCUUUAUUACUGUACUUGAGGUUAUGUAGACACUUUGACAAUAUAAACAUUUAUGCCUUCUGUAAAUCUGGCCAGAAGUCACUUUAGAUUUUCUUGGGUAAAUUAAGUAGUCUGCAGUAAGAGUACUGGGUACAAGUGGUCCAAAGUGAGAUAAAAAGCUAAAAUAAAAUGCUAAAUCUUAUAAAGAAGCUGAUUUAUGCACUAAACAUUUGUGCCUUGGUCUAAUAUAAACAUGAAAUCUGUGUGAAAUGACAGAACCAGUGUUGAGUCACGCUCCAUUGUCCAUCGUUCUACAUCCUACCAGAUGUUAAGUGUGUUCCCUCCAGGAAGUUUGAUUGAAUUACUCUGCACAUUUGCCGUGUUGCUGACAUACAUGACAGUCACGUCAUUGUUAGAGAUUUCAGUAAUGAAAAUGAGAAACAGAUGCUUAAGUUAUUUUCCUCUCAAACUGUGUUUCUCGGAACUACAUUAUUCUGAUGGCUUUGUGCUGUUGUACCUGAAUGUCUUCAGCUGAGUACAGUUUCGGGGAUCCCUUCUAGUUACAGGAAGGUACUGCUGUCCUCAACACUGUGAUCUGACCUGUGACACAUCUGUACUAUACGCUGUGUAAACGGCUAACAAGUCAGCUGCAAACUGAAUGUACAAAUCUUAGUGCUGGUGCUGAAAUCUCUUCAGAAUAGUCAUCAUGAUUUAAAAAUUUGUUUAAAAAUUUGCAAGCAUCAAGUGUCAAUCAGAACUGAAGAUGAAACACUAAUGAAUGUUGACUUUUCAUGCUUUAGGUAUAUUUUCCUUUGUAGAUUUUUCAGUUCUCUGUUAUUUUUACCGUAACUGUUUCAUUUAAAUUUCCUACAUGCUAACUUCGUUUGUGUGAUUGAAAUAAAAUUACAGUAUAUACAUGUU
Heterocephalus glaber (naked mole-rat) is the source of this 5003-nucleotide messenger RNA. The record is from RefSeq and is a predicted model, not a curated record. Lineage: Eukaryota; Metazoa; Chordata; Mammalia; Rodentia; Bathyergidae.